UUCUUUCGUAAGGAAGUUGGACUUUCCGGGCAGAAUCGACGACUUCUUCGCAAUGGCGCUCCCAUGAAGAAAAUGAGAAAUGGCUGUUCUUUUUCAAAUCUUCAUUCUCCUUAAAAUUUAUUAUGUUUUAGGGCAAAAACAGCCACAUAUCAUUUUUACUGUUGCUGAUGAUUUAGGUUGGAAUGACGUGAGUUGGCACAAUCCGAAGAUUUUCACACCUCACUUGGAAGAGCUGGCUCGAGAUGCAGUCAUUUUAAAUCAAAGUUACGUGCAGCCAGUAUGUACACCAUCACGUGCUGCUUUUAUGACUGGCUACUAUCCAUAUAGAAUUGGACGUCAGAACCAUGUGCUGAAUCCUUUGGUGCCAACUGGUGUUCCUCUUGGACUAACGUUUUUACCUGAAAAACUGAAACAAGUUGGGUACAGCACACAUUUGAUUGGAAAAUGGCACCUAGGUUUUUGCAAUUUGUCAUAUACUCCAACACGCCGAGGAUUCGAUACGUUUUUUGGAUUUUAUAAUGGAGCUCUGGAUUAUUUUAGCUAUACAAGAAGUUCUAAACAGAGAAGCCCAAAUGCCAAAUGGAAUGAAGCUGAGGAAGAAAUUGGUUUUGACUUCAGAGACAAUACUAAACUAUCUCGGAAAUACAAUGGAAAAUACUCAACGACAUUACUUGCGGAAAAAGCAAAAGAACUGAUUUCUUCUCACUCGCUUGAUGAACCACUGUAUCUUUUUCUCUCUUUUCAAGCCGUCCAUAGUCCACUUCAGGUUCCGAAAAUAUAUGAGGAUAUUUAUCAUCAUAUUAAAGAUGCAAAACGCAGAAAGUACAGUGGAAUGGUGACAGCUAUGGAUGCAGCAAUCGGCAUCGUUGUGGAAGCUCUGAAAGACAAAGGCUUCUGGGAUAACAGUAUAUUCAUCUUUACUACAGACAAUGGAGGUCAGACAUUGGCAGGAGGCAAUAAUUGGCCCCUCAGAGGAAAUAAAGGAACCCUUUGGGAAGGUGGAACGAGAGCUGUCACUUUUAUUCAUGGUCCACAAUUCAAAAAAGGUUACGUAAAUGACAAACUGUUCCAUGCUGUCGAUUGGUUUCCAACUUUACUGCAUGCAGCUGGAGUGAAAUCAGUUUCAGGUAUUGAUGGCGUUGAUCAAUGGAAUGUCAUUAGUGAGGAUGCAGAAGCUGUUAGAAAUGAAAUAGUGUAUAAUAUUUACGAUUCCGAUUCACCAAGAGCAGCUAUUAGGAUUGACAACUAUAAGCUAAUCGAAGGUUUUCCAGGAAAGCCAUCUGACUGGAUAGCUCCUGAGGAUGGAUCAUUCACCCGAAGUAUUCACUGUAGACUAAAGAAGAAUGAUACCCUAGAAAAUGCAACAGAGUUUUUGAGGCUUUAUGACCUCGAAAAAGAUCCUUUGGAGCGCUAUAACAUUGCCAAAACAUUUCCAUGGAUAGUAGAGAAGCUUAAAUCACGUAUUGAAGAUUUGAAAGUAGAUAUGGUACCAGCUGAUGAUCCUCCAGUGGAUGAAAGAGGUGAACCAAAAUUGUGGGGACACAGCUUCAGUCCUGGAUGGUGCAUUGCAAAAUGAACAAGUGGAAAAGAAAAAAAAUAUUUUGAAAUAAGAUUUCAAAUAGGAAGAAUAUUUUUCGUAGUUUUCAUGGAAUGAUAUCUACUUGUAAGAAUUAUAUCUAGGAAAUAGUGAUGCUAAUGUAAUUCAACAUAUGUAUGUUUGAAAUUCAUUAAACAUUAUUUAAAAUUUUUUUUAACAUUCUCUCUAAAGAGUAUGUUUCGGUUCCUUUUCUAUAAGGAUGCUUGUAAUUUAUUAACCUUCUUGUACUGACAGAAAUCACUUCUCAGUGAGUCCGUGGACUACAUGUGUUAGACAUUUAAUUGAAUCAUGUUACACAAUUAUCUCACUGAAUUAAAUUAUAGUAGGAUCGCAUACAAGUAGCAUCACGCUUCGCUGCAAAAAUAUUUCUACCUAUUCACGAGAUUUAAAAGUAAAUACAAUUUAAAAACAGCCCAACUAUGCAAGAAGGUCCAGGAAGCAACAUCAGCCUUCAAUUUUAUAAAAUCAAAUAUAAUAUAUAAUUCAAUUUAUGCGAGUUUUUUAAAUUUAAUUAUUUUAUAUCCACUUAAAUUCCUAUUUAAAAAGCGCCUUCUGAUUUGCACGAGUUUUUGUUAGCUCUUAUGAUCCAAUAGUUGUAACUUGAACUGUUUUUAAAUGUUUCUGAAGUAGUUCUUUAAAUUUUGUUUUAAUUCCACUUCUGAAACGAGGGUUCCCAUUUCCGUGCUGUUAAAAAGCUAUCUAUUGCCUCUUUCGGUUUCUUCUUGCUCUGAAAUUCUUACCAAUAAAGCUUCAUUGCGUUUCUCAUCUAGUAAUAGUUCCAUUUUGCUGAGAAUAACAGAAUAAUAAAGUUUAAUUUCACCUUUAACCCCAUAUAUUUCUUGUUUGUAGCAGUUGCAUUACUCUAUCUUCUUUUUUGGAUAAUAGAUGACGAUGCCUGAUUAGGUACACAUCCCAUAGUGCAUUGCGAUUGCAAAUAGAAAGCAAUGAGUUGCUGUUCUGUUUAAGAGGUGCGUGUGUUAAUGUCUUGUCUAGUCUUUCGUGUUUGUAUUUGUUUUUGUGUGAAAUGUGAUCAUUAAAGAAAUAUUUCUAAAAA
This is a messenger RNA of Argiope bruennichi, 2651 nucleotides long. RefSeq names its product arylsulfatase B-like. The record is from RefSeq and is a predicted model, not a curated record. Bases 80 to 1576 code for a protein of 498 amino acids. The transcript has 14 exons. Lineage: Eukaryota; Metazoa; Arthropoda; Arachnida; Araneae; Araneidae.